Messenger RNA from Gadus chalcogrammus (walleye pollock), 3877 nucleotides. RefSeq names its product UBX domain protein 7 (gene ubxn7). Gene Ontology annotation, biological process: proteasome-mediated ubiquitin-dependent protein catabolic process. The record is from RefSeq and is a predicted model, not a curated record. Gene Ontology annotation, cellular component: nucleus. The transcript is spliced from 11 exons. The coding region runs from base 51 to 1721 and encodes 556 amino acids. NCBI's taxonomy places the organism in Eukaryota, Metazoa, Chordata, Actinopteri, Gadiformes, Gadidae. Gene Ontology annotation, molecular function: ubiquitin binding.
GGACGGCGGAACGCACGCGCAACAUUUGUGUUGUUGUUUGUGGCGGUAAGAUGGCGGCGCUCGGAGAUUCAUCAGCUCCGGGGGUGAAUGGGUUAAUACAACAAUUCACAGCAAUCACAGGAGCUACAGAGAGUAUAGGAAAACAUAUGCUGGAAGCAUGCAACAACAACCUAGAGAUGGCCGUCACCAUGUUCCUGGAUGGAGGUGGCAUCGCCGAGGAGCCCAGCACCAGUUCUGGAUCUGCGGCGGCUUCGAGCAGCAGAGCUCCACCUGAAGAUGAAGUACGUGCGCCGAUUCCCCAAAAGCAAGACAUAUUGGUGGAGCCGGAGCCACUGUUCGGAGUGCCAAAACGUAGACGUCCUGCACGCUCCAUCUUCGAUGGCUUUCGGGACUUUCAAACGGAAACAAUCCGACAGGAACAGGAGCUGAGGAACGGCAGCACGGUGGACAAGAAGCUGAGCACCCUGGCAGACCUUUUCCGCCCCCCCAUCGAGCUCAUGCAUAAAGGAAGCUUUGAAACGGCGAAAGACUGCGGGCAGCUGGAGAACAAGUGGCUGAUGAUCAACAUCCAGAACGUGCAGGACUUUGCCUGCCAGUGUCUGAACCGGGACGUGUGGAGCAACGAGGCCGUGCGGACCAUCAUCAGAGAGCACUUCAUCUUCUGGCAGGUGUAUCAUGACAGUGAAGAGGGCCAGAGGUACAUCCAGUUCUACAAGCUAAACAAGUUUCCCUAUAUUUCGAUCCUCGACCCUCGGACAGGUCAGAAGAUGGUGGAGUGGAACGAGUUGGACGUGGCGUCGUUCCUGGAGCAGGUCACGGGCUUCCUGGCCGAGCACGGCCAGCUCGACGGGCCGUCGUGCAACGCUCCGCCCGCCAAACGAGCGCGCUCCGAGAGUCUGAUCGACGCCAGUGAGGACAGCCAGCUGGAGGCGGCCAUCCGGGCGUCCCUGCAGGAGACCCACUACGAGUCCUCCGUCCUGGACGUCCCCCACUCCCCCCAGUCGGAGGCGGAGGAGGACUCGGAGGCGGAGCCCUUCUCCGACAGCGAGGGCCUCAUCUCCAUCGACGGCUCCGACAACGACGCGCCCGAGCCCCCCGUGCAGCAGAUGCCCGCGUCGUCGUCGUCGUCGUCGUCGUCAUCGACGACCUCGUCGAGCCGACGGCCCACUGCCGCCGCCGCCGCCGCCGCCCCUCCCACCUCCUCCUCUUCCUCCUCAUCCGCCGCCUCCACCCCGCAGCCGCUCGGUUCCAACAGCGCCCCCGCCUGCCACAGGAAGUCCCUGCACAAAGAGCACAGCCACAGGAAGGAGGAGAGCAAAAAGAACCACCUGGAGCGGCCAGCGGAGGCGGCGCUGGCGGCCCGCACUAACUCUGAGCCGGCGCCGCCGGGGGAGAACCACUGUUCCACGGCGGCCCAGAGCACCACGCCGUCAGGCGCCGCCAGGCCCUCGGACUCGGACGGACCCGACGCCGACGACGGUCCGAAGGCCAGGUUGAUGCUUCGCUACCCGGAUGGUCAGAGAGAGCAGAUUGCACUGUCUUCCAAAGCCAAAUUGAUGGCCCUGGUCAGACACGUCCAGUCUAAAGGUUAUCCCAAUGAACGCUUUGAGCUCGUCACCAACUUCCCCAGAAGGAAACUCGCACACUUGGACUACGACAUGACCCUGCAGGACGCUGGGCUUUGUCCACAGGAAACUGUGUUUGUGCAGGAGAGGAACUAGCUUACUUAAUUGACCACCCGCCCCCCACUCCACCCUUCAACACAUGCACCCAUCCUCUGGUAGAUCCUCUACUCAUUACAGAUGAUUGGCCAGGGAUCAUGUCAUUGGCCUUAUCCCUUUUUAACACUUUUUUUUUUUUUUUCGAAAUUAGGCCCUCGAUUACUGGGACAUGUUUGAGUGGAAGGACUGAUUACCUUUUUUCUCUCCCCCAUUACUUUUCCACUGGCUUGAAUACUGAUGUACUCUCUACUGGCAGCCUAAACCUUUUUUGUAGUGUGAAACAUAUGGCCAGUCAGGUGUUGACACCAGCAAUCUCCAAAAUGUGGUUCUACAGACCCCUUGUUAUUUUUCGUCAUGCGUAUUUCAUCUCGACCAACCCUGUAUUUUUGUUUUUUCAUCGCCCCGACUCGUUCCAACUGUUAUCCAGAUGGAACACAUUUGAUAACGUUCAUAUAAAGUUCCAUGCAUCUAACAAGAGAGGGGAUAUUUGAUGAGACACUGCACAGCCACUGGAUUUCACCAGUGUCUGUAGUGUCAUCUCUUACUUUCCGGCUGUUUGUAACAGUUUUUCUGUACCUGGGAGGGUGAUGGAAAGAAAGGCUUUUGUAAGCAUCUGUUUGUACCAAAUGUUACCGUUGUAGUUAUUAAGGCGAGGGGGACAUGGAAACAAUGGUUCUGUGAAUUGGAAAGGACUUUAAACGUGUCUCACUAUCCCCAGCGAAGAACUGAAGAUCUCGGAAGAUCGGUAGAUCUGCACAUUUGUACUCGAGUUUCUAUUGGUUCAUUUUAGACUAGAAGAUGAGAUUUGAGAGUUUCUGCCUUUUGAUACAAAAGUGAAUGAAUGAGGAGCUGUUCAUAUCAUUGAUCAGUCCUGCUUUGUACAGGCGUGGUGUAGAGAUGAUAUUUAGUUGUAGUAAUUGUUCAUUCAGUUUUUUUUUUUUUUAUAUAUGUUCUGCCAGGCAAAUGUGCUGAUGCUGAAAUAUAAUCAUCGAAACCAAAAUAAAUAUGUUUGGUCUUCUCUUAAAUUUCCAAACCUCCCAACAAGCAAAAAUUCCAAAUACACAAAAGGGAUGGGGGCGCAAAGCUUACAUUAGGAAUGUGUUCUUUUGAGUUUUGACUGCUAUCCAAAUACCCUUCAAUAAACACUGAGUCAGAGUUCUGGUUCAGAGCUCCAGAGGGAUAAUUGUAGGCCACUUCUAUAACUAGACGGUAGAUGAUACGAUUUUAGCAUUAUGGGAUUAUAAUCAAACUUUUCAAACCCAGAGAAGUUUGGGACAUGUAACUUAAAUGACAGAACGAAAAAACACAUGCGUGAUAUCAAGCACCUUUUGGGUGAACAAGUUGAGUGUUUGGCCUUUCCAGAAAGCUUUUGCGGUCUGUAGUGGCUAAAACUCCCUUGUGAAUUCGUAAAUAGCUCUUAAACAUAUUCAGUUGAUUGACCGCACUAACACGGCCUAUCUAGUAAUCAGCUUUUCCAAUGAGGCGUAUCGGUUAACGGGUCAGAGAUGAAAGCAUAUCUGCAGCUGAUCAAACAAUGGUCUCGAGGGGGGAUGGGGGUGCUCAACCGCCCCCUCUUCUAAGCAAACUACAGCUCUGUCAAAAUGUUAACCCUAACCCCACACCCUCCUACCCCACAUUUCUUGGCUUUUAUACCGUUCAGAGUAGUACCACAGCAAUGUGCGGGGGGAGAGCCUAUAUAAUAAUAAUAAGUUGCAUUUAUUCCAGGUACUCAAAGUGUGUGUGUGUGUGUGUGUGUGUGUUUUGAGCACCCACCUGGGUGAUGAAUAACGUAAGGUAUGUGCGAUAGCAUACUGACUGUCCAUUGGAGAGGUGAGUUUGGAUGCAAUCCGAUGAGAGACCAGGUGAUGAUACUGUUUGUGUGGGCACAAUAUACAUUAUAUUAUAUUUGGAGUAUGAAAGAGGGCCGUAGCCCACGAGUAUCAAUGGGCCUAUUAUCUAACAAGGGAGACGACUCCAACCCUUGUUCAGGCAGACCUCAGUUGGUUCUCGGAAGGACUGGUCAAUGAAAGUUAAAGUUUGACCAAUGUGCCGUCUGGAAGCACUUUGCGACUGCAGAGUUAAUUUGUGUUGGAUGGGAUAGGUUUGCGAUAUUUAAAAGCACGCAAAUAAAAGUUUUUGGUGAAUUAGCUGUAUUA